This is a messenger RNA of Magnolia sinica, 1693 nucleotides long. RefSeq lists its product as uncharacterized. The record is from RefSeq and is a predicted model, not a curated record. Bases 882 to 1277 code for a protein of 131 amino acids. The transcript has 2 exons. Lineage: Eukaryota; Viridiplantae; Streptophyta; Magnoliopsida; Magnoliales; Magnoliaceae.
GUUGCUUGCUGUGUGCUAGAUAAUUUCAUACGGAGUGAAGAUGGAUCAGACCAAGACUUGCGUGACAUAGGUGUACUAGUGGGUGAUGACGAGGCUAUACCUACCCCAAAUGAGGUAUCGACAAUUGAUGAAAGGCAAUGGCUAGUCCAAGUCACUCAACGAGCGAACGAGGACUAGAUCAGAACUCGUGAUAGGAUCGCGAAGCGCAUGUGGGAAGACGCUCAAAACAAUAGUAGGAUUCGAUAAUUCUACUUGGUAAUUAUGAUAAUCAUGACAUACUGCAUAACUAAAGUAAUAGAUGCUUAAUGAUUUUUGUACAACUUCGAAGUAGGAUUUUUUGCACUUUGUACACCGAAGCUCCCAAAUUUUGCUACAUACAUCAACAACUGUUUAUUCCUGUACAUUUUCCUUCAUUCGGCUAAACAAUAUAAUUGACACAUACUGUAUUCUGCAUUAUUCUCUUUGUGUAACUGCCUUCCCAUCUGCACAUAGGUGAUAUGUCGGCCAAUUUGAGUGGAUCUACUCCUACUCCAACGCAAUCGCCGUUGCGUAGCCCAGUUCUACCGACACGUACCUCACCACGUGAGAAGUCCGUAAUAUCUCUGGCAGAGCCAUCCUAUCGCGCUACGAAGAUCAAAUGGACUGGAACUAUGGAUCAAGUUUUGUUUGACACCUUGAUUGAGCAAAUUGCGCUAGAUAGAAAGGGAGAUAAUGGCUUCAAACGAGAAGCAUAUCAAGUGGCCACCGGCGCGGUCCAUAGACGUACACAGAUACUUCUUACCUGGCAAAAUAUUCAAAAUAGAUUGAGGUAUCAUAAGAGGGAGUACGGUGAUAUAAAGGACAUGCUGGCUGCAAGCGAUUUCGGUUAGGACAGUGAGCGCAUGGUGGUGAUGGCCCCAGACGAGGUUUGGGAGGAAUAUUUAAAGUCUCAUCCGCGAGCAGAGAGGUUGCGUGGCAAGCGAAUUAAACGGAUGGAUGAUUUAUCGGUGAUUGUCAGGUCAGACCAGGCGAUGGGCAAAUAUGCGCAAGGAAGUCAGAACAUUGCGGCAUCUGCGUCUCGUGUUUAUAGAGACCUGAAUGAUUCGUGGAGAGAGCUGGACGAUGAUACAGAUGCUACCGUGGACCUAUCUGAGGAAAACAUCGAUGAAUCACCUGGCAUAUAUGGCCGAUCAACGGACAGUCAAACAAGGGAAAAUAGGCCAUUUCAGGACACACCCACUCGUAGAACCGAUUCUGAUAAUAGUCAUGGUGGAAGUGCAACAACAAAAAGGAUAUGACCUGCUUGACCAUGUAAUGUUGUAGGCUUAUCUCUCACGAGUGUCGUAGAGGCAAUGCGUAACUUCUUUGUUGAAAAGGAUGCCAACCAAACGCGGUGUGUCUUAAACAUACUGGAAGAGGUUCAGGGGCUAACCAAUGCUGAAUUUAUUGAGGUUGGUCAGCUCUUGAAUAAAGACGAGAAGCUUGCCUCCUUUUUUGUUGCCCUACGGCUGGAUCGUUGCGUUGAUUGGCUUAAGAAAACUCUGGACGAUUUGAAGGGUAAUGACGGUGGUGGUUCUGUUUGAUGGUUGCUGAUCUUUAGGGUUUAAAACCUUUGAACGUUGGGUACCGUUCAUAUGGUAAUUCAGGUGGAGAACAGUUGGCAGAAGAAACUCUUUUAUUUUGGAUGGUUUAAGUUAUUCACAGAUUUUUAUUU